GCAGCCGGCGGUCGGUCGGGCCGGGCCCGGAGCCGCCACUGUUGGGACCGGGCGGCAGCCGAGCGGGAGGAGAUGGUGUCCCCCGGCGCCUCCGCCGGGCGGCUGGGCUCCGCGCUGCCCUUCCUGCUCGUGCUCCUCGACCUGCAGUACCAGGGAGCUGAGUGUGGAAUAAAUGCAGAAGUAGAAAAACAACUUGAAAUGGGAAAGAAAUUACUGGCUGCAGGACAGCUAGCAGAUGCUUUGUCUCACUUUCAUGCAGCUAUAGAAGGAGACUCUGAUAACUACAUUGCUUAUUACAGAAGAGCCACAGUGUACUUAGCCAUGGGCAAAUCUAAAGCUGCAAUUCGUGAUUUAAGUAAAGUGGUUGAAUUAAAGCAGGAUUUCACAUCAGCAAGAUUACAGAGAGGACACUUACUGCUUAAGCAAGGAAAAUUUGAUGAAGCAGAGGAUGACUUUAAAAACGUGCUCAAAUCCAAUCCUAGCAAUAAUGAGGAAAAAGAAGCCCAGACUCAGCUGACAAAAUCUGAUGAGCUGCAGCGCCUGCAUUCACAAGCACUAUCUGCUUACCAGCAAGAGGAUUAUGAAGCUGCUAUUUCUCUUCUUGAUGAAAUCUUGGCAGUUUGUGUUUGGGAUGCAGAGCUACGGGAACUUCGAGCAGAGUGUUAUAUAAAGGAAGGGGAACCAAGCAAAGCUAUUAGUGACUUGAAAGCUGCUGCCAAAUUAAAGAAUGAUAAUACUGAAGCCUUCUAUAAAAUCAGCAGAAUAUAUUAUCAGCUGGGGGACCAUGAAUUAUCACUCAGUGAAGUCCGGGAGUGUCUGAAACUGGACCAAGAUCAUAAGCAGUGUUUCUCUCUCUAUAAGCAAGUAAAGAAACUCAAUAAGCAGAUUGAGUCAGCAGAGGAAUUCAUCAGAGAAGGCAGGUAUGAAGAUGCUAUCAGUAAAUACGAAUCUGUAAUGAAAACUGAGCCAGAAGUCCCAGUUUAUGCUACUCGUGCCAAAGAAAGAAUCUGUCACUGCUUAUCAAAGAAUCAGCAGUCUACAGAAGCCAUAAAACUUUGUACAGAAGUUCUGCAACUGGAACCAACCAACGUGAAUGCUCUGAAAGACAGAGCAGAAGCUUAUUUGCUGGAAGACCUGUAUGAAGAAGCUAUUAAAGACUAUGAGACUGCUCAAGCCAACAGUGAGAAUGACCAGCAGAUUCGGGAGGGGCUAGAACGUGCCCAGAGAAUGCUGAAGCAAUCACAGAAGAGGGAUUACUAUAAAAUCCUGGGAGUAAAAAGAAAUGCUCGAAAGCAAGAAAUCAUAAAAGCUUACAGAAAGCUGGCAUCCCAGUGGCAUCCUGAUAACUUCCAGAGUGAGGAAGAAAAGAAGAAAGCAGAGAAAAAAUUUAUUGAUAUAGCAGCUGCUAAAGAAGUCCUCACUGACCCAGAAAUGAGACGGAAGUUUGAUGCAGGAGAGGACCCACUGGAUGCAGAGAGUCAGCAGGGUGGCAGCAACCCUUUCCACAGGAACUGGAACACGUGGCAAGGAUUCAACCCCUUUGGUUCUGGAGGAGGACCAUUUACAUUCAAAUUUCACUUCAGUUAGAGCCAAGACUGUUUCUGGUGGCUGCUGCUGUUUUUUACUCAAUUCAUUGAAAAAUAAAAAGUCUCUCAGUUCAAGACCCAAAAUUUUAAUUUCUAAUGUUGUCCUUAACCCAGAGUCUUACUGCACUAGAAGGAAGGUCUUUCUUUCUUUUGGUAUUCAGUGGGUUUGCUUGACAAGCUCACACUGGUUGGGGGGGGAGUUGUACUGCCUUUGUAUUUGUUGUGGAUAUGCAGGACAUGUUUAUUCCCAUGGAUGGAAAAAACAAUAAGAUGCUACUUAGGACAACGCUUAAAUUUAGGACUCAAGUAUAUGCUUAAAGAUAAAAAUGCAUGUAAAUAUUUUUCUGGAUCGGGGCCUAAUAAACACGGCAAGGGUAGAUACAGUAGUCUCCACAUUAACAAACUGUUGGUCAUGCUCAGCAGAACGAUCCAUCUCUUCAGAGGAAACCCCAGUGACCACCUGCUGUGUUGGUGUCGGCAGCAGCAUAGGCGGGAGAAGAGCCUGUGUGCUGAACCAGUCCCAGCAAUCGCUCUGGAAAAAGAGUGCUUGGGAGUAAUUGUAUUUGAAAAUGUCUGCUCGCUUUGCUCAUUAAUGGAUUGGGGUGAUUUCCUGGGUGGUAAUUGUCAACUAUGAAACUAAAAAAAAAACAAACCACACUUUUUUUUCUGAAUGUCAUUUGGGUUGUUUAUUUGGGUAUGAUUCUUGAGUAAUUGGCACUUUAACAAAAUACCUGCUUGAGAUUUGAGCAGAAAAUUUGUUGUGACAUAUCCCUGACUGUGCAGCAAUUUGUUAGUUCUGUACAUAAACUCAGAACUAAGACAGGUUGUGAGGUGAGUGUACUGCUGACCAGGAAUGUGAUAUUGACUCCUGUAAUACAACUUCAUUUCUGUUGGGUGGUGCAACAGGGAAUUAAUACUUUGGGAAAUUGAAGUAAUGUUGUGUUUCGUGUAACAGCCACGGUACUGCAGAAACAAAUGUGUGCAAAAAGAGGGACUAACUUCCCACUAGCCAGAAGUCUAGUUUAUUUUUUUCUAUAUGCACAUAGUUAAAAUUGGUUUGGUGCGGUUGAUGGAACUGUGAGAGUGUGAUGUACAGUGUUUCCAGGGCUGUAGCUGGGAGGAGUGAGGAGUCCUCUGUUCUGUAACUGAGUCUGUCAUAGUUGCUGAUGAGUUUCAUCAGCAGCCAUUUUCUUAGAACGCAAGAAUUACGGUUCAUCAGUGUUGAUUGCAUUUUAACUGGAAAACAAUAAUCAGUUGAUAGGAACCUUCUCUCACUUCAACUUGUGGCAUUUGAAACCAUAAGCAGCCGCAGUAAAACAAAUGAAAUAGGCAAAUAAGGCCUUCAGUCUGAAAGUGCAUUUUAUCUUACUAUAGUCAAAGUUGCUGUUGGAGCAUAACCCUUGGCUCCUGCCCAAGUACUUCAUGAACAUAAUUGCAAAGCCAUGCGUUCAGCAGAAAUUUAUCUUCAAGCUGGGUAGCAGUGUGGUGGUCCAAGAGUUUUUGGUUCAAAACUACCCCAGCAGCCUGUGAAACCCCAGUGUCGGAUGUUUCCCAAGUUGAAUGACUUCCUAGAAGUUCAGCUUGUGCCUUUGACCUGUUGGAAAGUUUUUUUGCUUAAGCUCUGUACCAGAUACUCAGGACACUGUUCAGAGCACUCUAGGCUGGCAUGACUCUCUGGGACUCAGACACAGGAACUUGCUGCACAGUGAAUAACCUGUUACCCUGUGGAAUUGGUCUCUGUGCAUCUGCUUGUUGCUGGAGUACAUAAAGGACGGGCAGGUGGCUCUCAUGUGUCCCCCUGUGGCUCCUCUCAGCCCCUGAGGGGGAGCUCAACCCAGCCAUGCCUGUUGUGGGCAGGGUGGUUCCUGGUGGUUGCUCUGUGUGUGUGUGUGUGUGUGUGUGCAUGAGCCACUGCUCUGUGCAAACCCUUCUAUAUCGGCUCGUUCACAACAGAGGGGGCUGUUUUUAAAUGAGUAUUGAAUGAGCAGUGUAAGCAAUAUGUCACAUUUUGUACAUACAGGAGUGUGGUUGGGCUGCACGUCACAACAAGGACCACAGACAGCUGUGUUUGUGUGCUGGGGAAGUGAUGGGAAUGAAAUGUCUUUCCAAGAACUGCCCGUGUUCCUUUUUUAUUUUUUUUCCCCCUCAUCCCUCUCCCUUCUCUGUUUUAAAAACCAGAGCUGAGAGAAGUGUUUCCUGGGGUUUACUUUUUUUUUUCUUCUAGAGAAGGAAUAAGAUGGUCCCUCAUGAGUAAAUUCUUCAUACAAGGCACUGAUGUUGGAGCAUCAUGGGUUUGUUUCUCUGGGGCAGCAGGACAGUUCUAGUGUACGCUGGGAGCAUUCAGGAACCAAAAAGGACCAUGUGCAUUUUGAGAAUGAAUGGGAAAGGGAAAAUUACAUUUUAAGAAAAAAAAAAAUAAGGGUUGAAUGUAGUCAGUAGAAGAAGGAAGAUGAUUAGUACCUGAAUGCUGUUCAUAGAUUUGUUCCAUGAAAGAAAGGUUCUUGGAAACAAAGGCAAAAAAUGACAGUGGAGAAAAAAGCUUUACUAGUAUUGAGCAGCAGCUGUUUACAAGAAGUGUUACCACCCCAGUGCUAUUCCUAAGGGCUUUGAGGUACUUCUGGAAACGCAGAAAGAUGAAGUUUGUUAAAAAAGAAACCAUUUACAUUGCAAGGCUCUCCAGAUACGGUGAUGCAUUUCCUGAUGUGACUUUGGAAAAUGAAGCACUGGUAACACGCUGAGUGUUAAUGGUGCAGGCAACGUGCAAGGAAGCUGAACUCGCAUUUUUAUUUAUUAGUGGGUGUCUGUAGUGCAAUAAUGUUCAAUAACUGAACAUUGGAAUAAAUGUCUUGCUAGUUUGUCAACCCUGAGAUGUGCAUGAAGCAUCGUUACCAUAACUGGCCUGUAUGUAGAUGCAAACUUCCUCUGUUGAAUUCUUUCAGUUUUAAUAAACCUGUUUCCAACUUGUUGUAAAAGGAAGGUGGGGGGGCAUGUUAUACUUGGUACAUGUUUAAUACUGAUGUACUGAUGAUCAGUGUUAAAACAGAUUCAAAGUGAACUACAGACUGAAGUGCUCAAACUUGUGACAUAUGCAGAAAAUGUGUCAGCUUAAACUUUUUUU
Molecule: messenger RNA, 4704 nt
Organism: Lepidothrix coronata (blue-crowned manakin)
Lineage: Eukaryota; Metazoa; Chordata; Aves; Passeriformes; Pipridae
Gene: DNAJC3
Product: DnaJ heat shock protein family (Hsp40) member C3
Exons: 12
Coding region: 73-1587 (504 amino acids)
Biological process (GO): protein folding in endoplasmic reticulum
Cellular component (GO): endoplasmic reticulum
Molecular function (GO): protein-folding chaperone binding; misfolded protein binding
Source: RefSeq, a predicted model, not a curated record